AUAAAUCCAACAUUUCCAGCUCAACAAUUUCCCACCAAUUCAAUCUGUGUACGAUUUAAUAAUUUUUUUUGAAAAAAUUAAUAAUUCAGAGUUCUAUCAUGGCUGCAUCUAUCUCAGCCCCUUCAAUGAUCAUAGAAGAGGAAGCGAGAUUCGAAUCGGAAGUGGCGGAGGUGCAAUCGUGGUGGAAUUCGGAGCGGUUCCGGCUAACGCGCCGCCCUUACUCCGCCCGGGACGUGGUGGCGCUCCGCGGCAACCUCCGCCAGAGCUACGCCUCCGGCGAGCUGGCGAAGAAGCUAUGGCGAACUCUCAAAACUCACCAAGCUAAUGGCACCGCUUCUAGAACAUUCGGUUCACUAGACCCGGUUCAGGUGACUUUGAUGGCAAAGCACCUCGACACGAUUUACGUGUCGGGGUGGCAGUGCUCGUCCACCCACACUAGCACGAACGAGCCGGGCCCGGACCUCGCCGACUACCCGUACGACACGGUUCCGAACAAAGUGGAGCACCUCUUCUUCGCGCAGCAGUACCACGACCGGAAGCAGCGGGAGGCCCGGAUGAACAUGAGCCGCGAGGAGCGGGCCCGGACCCCGUUCGUCGACUACCUCAAGCCGAUCAUUGCUGAUGGCGACACCGGUUUCGGGGGCGCCACCGCCACGGUGAAGCUGUGCAAGCUGUUUGUCGAGCGGGGGGCCGCCGGGGUGCACAUCGAGGACCAGUCGUCGGUGACGAAGAAGUGCGGCCACAUGGCCGGGAAGGUGCUGGUGGCGGUGAGCGAGCACAUCAACCGGCUGGUGGCGGCGAGGUUGCAGUUCGACGUGAUGGGGGUGGAGACGGUGCUCGUGGCCCGUACGGACGCCGUGGCAGCGACGUUGAUCCAAACCAAUGUGGACACGAGGGAUCAUCAGUUUAUCUUGGGGGUGACUAAUCCGGCCCUCAAAGGGAAGGCGUUGGCAACGGUUAUAUCGGACGCGAUGGCGGCCGGGAAGACAGGGCCGGAGCUGCAGGCUAUUGAGGAUAAGUGGCUUGCGAUGGCGAAGUUGAAGACAUUUUCGGAUUGCGUUGUGGAUGUGAUCAACGGGAUGAAUAUUGGCCAGGCCGAGAAGCAGAGGAAAUUGAACGAGUGGAUGAACCAAUCUAGUUUUGACAAGUGUAUCUCCAAUGAGCAGGGCCGCGAAAUCGCGGCCCGCCUCGGCCUGGGGAACCUUUUCUGGGACUGGGAUUUGCCCAGAACUAGAGAGGGGUUCUAUAGGUUUAAGGGCUCAGUCCACGCGGCCAUUGUCCGGGGCUGGGCCUUUGCUGAGCACGCGGAUCUAAUCUGGAUGGAAACAUCCAGUCCCGAUUUGAUUGAGUGCACAGAGUUUGCACAUGGGGUGAAGGCGAGGAAGCCGGAGACAAUGCUGGCAUACAAUUUGUCCCCGUCUUUCAAUUGGGAUGCAUCUGGGAUGACGGACAAUCAAAUGGUGGACUUCAUCCCGAAAAUUGCCAAGCUAGGGUACUGCUGGCAAUUCAUAACUCUGGCCGGCUUCCACGCCAAUGCCCUAAUCAUUGACACCUUCGCUAAGGAUUUCGCCCACCGGGGCAUGUUGGCCUAUGUUGAGAAAAUUCAAAGGGAGGAGAGGAAUCACGGGGUCGACACUCUGGCUCAUCAAAAGUGGUCCGGAGCAAACUACUAUGAUAGGGUGCUCCGGACCGUGCAGGGAGGGAUUACCUCGACUGCGGCCAUGGGAAAAGGAGUGACGGAGGAGCAAUUCCAAGAGACGUGGACUAGGUCUGGAGCGACCGGUGUCUCGAAUGAUAGCAGUACCGUAAUAGCAAAAUCGAGGAUGUAAGGAUGCAAAGGGACGAUGGUGGUGUUUGCUUUCCGAUUUCGUGAUAUGAUUUAUAUUAUUGGUUAAGAGGCAGAUUUUGGGCCCUAAUAUAUUUAAUAGUAUGGAUGAUGAUAUAAUAUUUCAUAUUUGUAUGUUUAUCAACAUUUCUACAAGGGAGGAAAAUAUAUGUUGGGUUCUUUCCUUAA
Messenger RNA from Salvia hispanica, 2014 nucleotides. RefSeq names its product isocitrate lyase-like. Gene Ontology annotation, molecular function: isocitrate lyase activity. Gene Ontology annotation, cellular component: glyoxysome. NCBI's taxonomy places the organism in Eukaryota, Viridiplantae, Streptophyta, Magnoliopsida, Lamiales, Lamiaceae. Gene Ontology annotation, biological process: carboxylic acid metabolic process. The record is from RefSeq and is a predicted model, not a curated record.